AUGAAGAAGAUGAAGAUGAUGAAGAAGAAGAAGAAGAAGAAGAAGAAGAAGAAGAAGAAGAAGAAGAAGAAGAAGAAGAAGAAGAAGAAGAAGAAGAAGAAGAGGAGGAAAAGGAUGAAGGGAUGUCGUAUGAGAGAGGAAAAAAAGAAUGACGAGAAUAAUGAUGAGAAGAAGGAUGAGGAGAAGGGUGAGGGAGAGUAG
This is a messenger RNA of Penicillium nucicola, 201 nucleotides long. RefSeq lists its product as uncharacterized. The transcript has 2 exons. The record is from RefSeq and is a predicted model, not a curated record. Lineage: Eukaryota; Fungi; Ascomycota; Eurotiomycetes; Eurotiales; Aspergillaceae. The coding region runs from base 1 to 201 and encodes 66 amino acids.